Molecule: messenger RNA, 3101 nt
Organism: Andrographis paniculata
Lineage: Eukaryota; Viridiplantae; Streptophyta; Magnoliopsida; Lamiales; Acanthaceae
Product: pentatricopeptide repeat-containing protein At3g48810
Exons: 9
Coding region: 124-2121 (665 amino acids)
Molecular function (GO): protein binding
Source: RefSeq, a predicted model, not a curated record
ACCACCGUCUUUCUCCUCCUCUCCGUGGUUUUUCACCCCCGCCGCCGCGGCCGACCGUCGGAGUUUUCUUUGAUUUUUGAGUUUUGAUGUGUAAUAUUGUUUUGAUUUGAUUUUUAGGGAAUAAUGUAUUUGAAGGAGGGGCGUUCUCUGCUGUUAAAAGUGCAAAAGCCUUCGGUUCCGUUUGUACUCAGCACAAACCCUAUCUUCGAUUUUCAGGGACCGCACCAUGAACAGAAUGAGCCAGGUACACCUUCUGUUGAAGAGUCACAAGUUAUAGAUAGAUUGAGAAACGAGAAGGAUAGUCUAGUUGCGUUAGAUUUCUUCAAAUCUGUAGCUAAUUCGGCGUCAUUUAAGCACACCCCUUCGACAUACGGUUUGAUGAUCGAAAAACUAGGGCGAAUAGGUGAAAUAGAUGGCGUGCAGUACCUCUUGCAGCAUAUGAAAUUGGAAGGGAUUCGAUGUUCGGAGGAUGUGUUUGUAAGCGUGAUCAAGUCAUAUAGUGUGGCUGGGGCAGCCAAACAAGCAUUGAAAAUGUUCUAUAGGAUCGGCGAAUUCGGUUGCUCGCCGACAGUUAGGAUAUACAACCAUCUGUUGGAUGCAUUGCUUAGUGAGGAUAGCUUUCAUUCGAUCACUCCAACUUAUGGUAAUAUGAAGAAAGAUGGAUUGGAGCCAAAUGUGUACACAUAUAACAUUUUGUUGAAGGCCCUUUGCAAGAAUAAUAGUUUGGGUGGAGCUCAUAGAUUGCUUGAGGAGAUGUCGAACAAGGGAUGCGAACCGGAUAAUGCUAGCUAUACUACAAUCGUGUCGUUUUUGUGUAAAUAUGGGAAGAUCAAUGAGGCUAGGGACUUGGUUUCAUAUUUUAUCCCGACUGUUCCUGUGUACAAUGCAUUGAUUAAUGGGUAUUGCCGAGCAGGACGGAUGAGAGAAGCAUUGGAGUUGUUGGGCGAGAUGGCAGAGAGGAGGAUCUCUCCUAAUGUGAUUACAUACAGUUCGAUUUUGAAUGGUUUAUCUGAUACCGGUAACAUUUACCUCUCUCUAGCGAUCUUGGGCAAAAUGUUUGCACAUGGAUGCAAUCCGAAUACUCAUACGUUUACUUCGUUGAUAAAGGGGUUAUCCUCAAAGGGUAGAUUUGGUGAAGCUUUUGAUGUAUUGUGUCGAAUGCAAAAUGAUGGAAUAUUACCAAAUGAAGUGACAUAUAACACGCUAAUGCAUGGCCUUUGCUUGUCGGGGAAUAUGAAGGAGGCCGUUUUUGUUCUUGACAAAAUGGAGAAAAACGGGUGCAUUCCAAAUGUACGAAGCUUUAGUAUCCUCAUUGAUGGGUUUGCGAAGUCGGGGGAUUUGGUUGGUGCAUCUGAGGUAUGGAACAAGAUGAUUUCUAUUGGUUGCUGUCCGAAUGUUGUAGCAUAUACUUGCAUGAUAGAUGUGCUCUGUAGGAAUUCCAUGUUUAAUCAAGCGUAUAAUAUUGUAGAAACUAUGGCAUCGAAUAAGUGUUUCCCCAGCACAAUCACAUUCAAUGUAUUUAUCAAAGGCUUAUGUGAUAAAGGUAGGGUGGAUUGGGCUGUGGAGUUGUUCGAUGAAAUGGAAAAGUAUGGGUGCGUACCUAAUGUUAUCACAUAUAAUGAAAUGUUGGAUGGUCUAUUUAAGGCGAAUAAAAGUAGUCGUGCAUUUGAGCUUGUUAGUGACAUGGAGGACAGGGGAAUUAAGUUUAACUUAGUAACAUACAACACAAUUAUACACGGGUUGUGUUUGUAUUCUAAGUUUGUCGUUGCAGAGAAGCUUUUUGGGAGAAUGGUGAUCCAGGGAGUGGAGCCUGAUGCCUUUACAUUAAAUAUGUCACUUUAUGCUUAUGCUAAGCGCGGCAAGGUUGAGUCUGCCACUCGUCUCUUGCAGUCAUUUAGAUGCUUUGGCUUGUAUCCGGAUAUAGUUUCGUACACUAGUUUGAUUAGUGGCUUAAGUGAGCAUGUUGAUUUAGAAGUAGCUACUACUUAUGUCGACAGAAUGGUGACUGAAGGAAUCCUCCCAAAUAUAUGCUUGUGGAACUUUCUAGUUCGGAUUUUUGUUAGCAAGGUCGGGUAUCUUGGAGCCGUGGGACAUAUGGACGCUGUACUGGCUAGUACAUGAAACUCUUCCAUUAAUAGAGGAGGGUUCAAAAUUGUAGCUUGUCGAUGAACUGAUGGACAGAUCAAAAUCAGACAUAUGCUGUUGGGAUGAAUCUCUCCUAAAGUUCCUCAUGUGCUGCUCAGUCUGAUCCUCAAAUUUGGGAGAAAUCGGGGGAAUAUUCUCGUAGAGGUGUAGCCGGAUUUACUGUAAUAUUCUCCCAGGCGAGAGAUGAAAGGCAGAAAGCCAAGGCGGCGCUCCUCCUCCUCCACCGCCAGUGGAUUCCUAGUCGUCUCCCCAACAUGCUCGAAGGUAUUGAUUGCUCAAAUGCACGGACUUGAAGCCAACGGCGACGAGGAGGAGGAUGAUGAUGAUUUUGAAGGGUUCUCUGGGAUCUAGAUCAAAUUUGGGCAAUGGGAAUUUCAGGAUGAUAUUAAUGAGGAGGAUAAGAAGUUGCUGGAAGCCUUUCUAUCGAAAGAGGAUCGACCUCAGCGCACAUUGGCCCACAUUAUUCUUGAGAAGAUUAAACAAACUGAUGCUCAAGUAUCUUCAGUCAAGGACAUGUACUUUAAGUGAAGCCAUCAUUGUUGGGAGCAUCACUGAGAAGAUUUCAAUUCCCUCUCUAUAAUCAAGUGUGGCAUGUUGAAGCUUGCAGAGAUGGAAUACUAUGGUACAACGAGUAUCCAAAACUAUCGAGGAAGGCAGGUUUGAUGUUCCAUUAAGUGCCAAUGGAAGAAGACUCACCAAUUUCUUCCUGAAUUUUGAUUGCCUAAAUGACCUUACUGUGAUGUUCUCAUCGUCCGGGUUGAGAUCAGCUGGGAAUAACCCCUGUCAGCGCCAUGCUAUGUUUAUCUGAGUGACCCAGACAUUCAACAUGGGACAGAGGGAGUAUAAAAUAUUUUGUAUUUUAUUUAUUACGAGAAACCCUAUUGUGUUAAUGUAAAGCUUGCACAAAAUAUUUGUUCAAAACUGAUUUUUGAUUCUAAAUAAAAGACCUAAGUUAU